This is a messenger RNA of Bubalus bubalis (water buffalo), 2223 nucleotides long. It is a transcript of the gene TRAF3IP3, whose product is annotated as TRAF3 interacting protein 3. NCBI's taxonomy places the organism in Eukaryota, Metazoa, Chordata, Mammalia, Artiodactyla, Bovidae. The coding region runs from base 201 to 1601 and encodes 466 amino acids. The record is from RefSeq and is a predicted model, not a curated record. The transcript is spliced from 14 exons.
AGACAGUACCAGGAAGGGAAACGCUCAGGGGGCCCCAAGCCAUGGAUUGAGAUCUUGCCCCUUUGGAGACCACAGCCAAGACCUGCCCAGGAGCUGGGAUGCUUUCCUGAGCUGCUGGGGUUGGAGCCUGGGACCUCAGACCCAGGGCAGCUAUUCCAGGAACUGGAAGCCAAGCAACAACAGGUGCUCGGGAGGUCAUCAUGAUCGGCCCAGACCCCAGGCCUGCCCCUGGCUUGGCCCGGUGGGCUGAGAGCUACGAGGCUAAGAGCGAGCGCCGGCAGGAGACCCGUGAGAGCCGCCGCUGCCGCCCCAACGUGACCACUUGCCGCCUCGUGGGGAAGGCCCCGAGGACCCAGCAGAGGGAACAGCUCCGGAGAGCACGCCAGCAGCAGUUUUUCAGACGGAGGAACCUGGAGGUGGAGGAGAAAGGCGAGGCACAGAGCCCGCCGGCCAGGGAGCCAGGCCCCUCCAGGAGGGCAGGCCUGGCCACUGACCUCAAGGAGCCCUUGUCUUGGGCCAACAGGAUCUCUUCCCCCAGACAGCAGGUGUCAGGGACCAGUUCCGAGGUCUUUGCAACCCAACACCAUCCUCCUUCAGGCGCCUGGAGGGAUCCAGCUGGCCACCGCCCAACCCAGGCUGGUGGCCUUCCACCACAGGCCUCUUCCAUCAAGAAGGCACCCAAACACCACCGUGGCACUCAGACAAAGGCAGGAGAAACACCGUCAACAAUCAAGAAUGAUGCCAGUCAGCAAACCAAUUAUGGAGUUGCAGUUCUAGAUAAGGAAAUCAUCCAGCUUUCUGAGUACCUCAAAGAAGCCCUACAAAGGGAGCUGAUUCUAAAACAGAAAAUGGUGAUUCUCCAAGACCUGCUGUCUACCUUGAUUCAGGCCUCUGACAGCACUUGGAAGGGCCAGCUUAAUGAAGACAAAUUGAAGGGCAAACUGAGAUCCUUAGAAAACCAACUGUACGCCUGUACCCAGAAAUACUCCCCUUGGGGAAUGAAAAAGGUGCUAUUAGAGAUGGAAGACCAGAAAAACAGCUAUGAGCAGAAGGCCAAGGAAUCACUGCAGAAGGUGCUGGAGGAGAAAAUGAGUGCAGAACAGCAACUGCAGAGCACACAGCGGUCCCUGGCUCUAGCUGAGCAGAAGUGUGAAGAGUGGAAGAGCCAGUAUGAGGCUCUGAAGGAGGACUGGAGGACCCUGGGCACUCAGCACAGAGAGCUGGAGAGCCAGCUCCAUGUGCUUCAGUCCAAACUGCAGGGAGCAGACAGCAGAGACUCACAGAUGAACCAGGCCCUACGACUUCUGGAGAGCGAGCACCAAGAGCUGCAGGCCAGGAUUGAAUGCCUGCAGGAGGACAGAGACCUGUGCAGCUCGGACACCCAGCACCUACAAGAUCAACUAAAGAGGUCAGAGGAGGAGAAACUCGCUCUGGUGACCAAAGUACAGCAGCUGCAGAGUCUGCUUCAGAAUCAAUCCUUACAGCUUCAAAAACAGGAGAAACUCUUAACAAAGAAAGAUCCAGCUCCCCAGGUAGAAACUAUGUCACAUACAACAGUCACCUCACUCUCAGCCCUCAAGUCUGCUGCCCCAGCUUCCUGAGAACUCACCACACAUCUGAAGGGGGCGAAAGCGCCUCCCUUGCUCCCUGCACGUGGCCAUGUUUUCUCAUAACGAUCACUGGGAAACACAUAAAGCAGGGAUUACUGUGCCCACAUAGGAUGGGUAAGAAAAUGAAGGUAAAUGAAGGUAGCUGGUCGUACAAAUUAAGGCUACAGCUAUGACAGCAAUCCAGAAUUUCUGACUCCCAGUCCAGGGCUCUCUUCACCAAGAUGCAGACUGCCAAGGGGCUGAACAACCAGCUUUAACUUCAUGAAGAUGAAUUCUAGGUUAUGAUUGCCAUUCUCACCAUUUUGAAACAAGAACAGAAGGAAAAUGGAGUUAUACUGAAGAAUCCAGGAAACCCACUAGACUAAAAGAUGUGACCUGCAACCAAAGAAGCUAAAUAAGCAUUUUCUAAAACCAUCUGGCAUUCAGCAGGACUAACGAUAGAGAAAAGAUACCAACCUUGCCCUCGAGGGGCUCCAAUUCCAGCUCUCUGUCCAGGCUGAGCAGGUCCCAAUGAGAGUUCUUUAAAAAUCAGAGAACGGCCAGCCAUGCAGUGUGGCCAGCGACAGGCUCCUCCUUUUCCCUCUCCCCCCAAACGGUUCUCUCGGUGUCAGGA